This is a messenger RNA of Purpureocillium lilacinum, 870 nucleotides long. RefSeq lists its product as uncharacterized. The record is from RefSeq and is a predicted model, not a curated record. Lineage: Eukaryota; Fungi; Ascomycota; Sordariomycetes; Hypocreales; Ophiocordycipitaceae.
AUGGCUGAACUCUUUGGCAUUGUUUCAGGCUCUUUGAGCGCCGCAGCGCUAUUCAAUAACUGUGUCGACUGUUUUGAGUACAUACAGCUUGGCCGCAAGUUCGGCAGCGACUACGAACGAUGCCGACUGAAGCUUGAUGUCGCUAGGUUACGUCUCAGUAGAUGGGGCGAGGCCAUCAGAGUCAACGAUGACCCUCGAUUUGCAAGUGGCACGCCGGACGAUAACGAUUCUCGCGAGGGCCGGGUCAUCCUUGAAGAGCUUGAACUGCUCUUUCAAGCUGCACAGAGGUCAUCAGAGCGAUACGCGAAGCGGGCACAACGGGAGGAGUUGGUGGCGUUCAAAGAUGAAGAUAUGGACGAAAUUGCCCAAGGUUUGCACAACCGGCUUGGGCUGAUCGCUCGCCAAAGACAGGCGCGCACUAGUCUCAUGAAGAAAGCAAAGUGGGCUUUGUACGGUGCCAAGGAGUUCGACAGGCUACUCGACCAGAUCGCGUCAUUCCUAGACGACCUUGAGAAUUUAUUUCCGGUUGAAACCGCAAGCCGACGGCUCAUGGGCCUCGAAAUCGAACAAGUGGCGGACAAAGCGAGUUUGUUGGCACUCCGAGAUGCAGCCACCGGCGCCGACGGGGCCUUGUCCGAUGCUGCUGCACAGAAGUUGGAAGGCAUGACUGGGAGGAAUCAUGCGAGGGACAUCAAGACCGAAGAGACGGCAAGGGUGCUACUCGGGAACACUUGGAGUGAACCGGCCUUGAGCGGGGGAUCGAGCAUUGCGGAUCAAACGAUGAACACUGCCGGCUCCAUCACAGCAAGAGGGGGGUCAGCGGUUCAGGUCGGCAACCAGUAUGGCGGCCGGGGUUUCUUCCACUCGUAG